AUGACCGACGAGAAGCAUUUCGAGGCCGAGGCACUCUCUCUCCGGAGACUCGCCUUCUUCGGCGUGGCCCUUUCCACCAUGGCCACCCUGAUCUGCGUCGUCUCAGUGCCAAUGCUGUACAACUACAUGCAGCACAUGCACUCCGCCAUGCAAAACGAGGUUGACUUCUGCAAGUCCCGCUCAGGAAACAUGUGGAGAGAAGUCACCCGCACUCAAACCCUCGCCAAGGUUACUAGGAGCCGUCGUCAGGCCGGCGGUGGAUGCUGCGGUUGCGGAGUCUCUGCUAGAGGACCACCAGGACCACCAGGAGCAGCUGGUCAACCUGGAGGUGAUGGACGUCCAGGACAGCCCGGAAGAAAUGGA
Molecule: messenger RNA, 363 nt
Organism: Cylicostephanus goldi
Lineage: Eukaryota; Metazoa; Nematoda; Chromadorea; Rhabditida; Strongylidae
Source: the annotation of a GenBank genome assembly